GAUGCUCCUGCCUCAAACCCGCAGCGAUCUCAGUGGUGGAAAUGUUGGACACGGGGAGGGUCGACUUUCAGAUGACAUUGACGCUAUGUAGAUGAGAGCGGGGAUUUGUGCUCCGUGGAACAUCCCUGGCCGAAGUUAGACGGUGCUUCGAGGUGAAGCUGCUCCCUUUUCGCUGCGUUGUUUCCCCGCUCUGCUCUGCUUGGCUCUCUCCUUCAGCACCACCGAGCUAACGGACAGCACCACUCACCUUUCCCCUCCGGAUCCUAGUUUGGUUCUGCUUCCCUUUAUCUUCAAAUGGAAAAUCUUUUCUUCGGUCUGCUCCGGGAGAAUCUGUAAGGACACAACUUUUAGAUGAACGUACGGAUACUAUACCAUCGCUAAAAAUUCUGUCUGGUAUAGAAGUUUGAUUGUGCGGUUUCCCAACUGGCUCGGUGUUCCCGCGUCUUCUCCUGAUUUCCUGCCCAUCUAACCUUCCCUUGGCUUGGUAACGAACCGCGAAGCUGCUGUCUACGUGGACCGGUGGGGUUAAAAUCUUCCGUCCGCCUUCCAGUCUUGUCAGGAAAUCUAAAUCUAAACAGAGAGACAGAGACAUGGCGACGAAUGGUACUAAAGGCUCUGAUGGACACGUUCUAACGGAGGUGAAUGCCGAGCCUAACGACAAACCCAAAACCUUGGUCGUCAAAGUCCAGAAAAAGGACCUUCCCGAAAGAGAGAACUGGACUGGAAAAUUUGACUUUCUCCUGUCUUGCGUCGGGUACGCAAUUGGACUGGGAAAUGUCUGGAGAUUCCCUUAUCUAUGUGGGAAGAAUGGAGGAGGGGCCUUCUUGAUUCCCUACUUUUUGACGCUCAUAUUUGCUGGUAUGCCCCUGUUUCUGCUUGAAACGUCCCUCGGUCAGUACACAUCGAUUGGAGGGCUUGGGGUGUGGAAACUGGCUCCCAUGUUUAAAGGUGUUGGUCUGGCCGCUGCAGUGCUGUCUUUCUGGCUAAAUAUUUAUUACAUCGUCAUCAUUGCCUGGGCCAUAUACUAUUUGUGGUCCUCCUUUACUACCGAGUUGCCAUGGCAAUCAUGUGGAAAUUCUUGGAACACAGAGCGAUGUUACACCAACUACAGCAUCCUGAACGCUGCCAACCUCACCAGUGCUGUUCAGGAAUUCUGGGAGCGUAACAUGCACCAGUUAACAGACGGUCUGGAGAAGCCUGGGGAGAUCAGAGCGCCUCUAGCCAUCACGCUGGCCAUCGCCUGGGUCCUUGUCUAUUUCUGUAUCUGGAAAGGUGUCGCCUGGACUGGGAAGGUGGUGUACUUCUCAGCGACGUACCCCUACUUUAUGCUCUUCAUCCUCUUCUGCCGCGGCAUCACUCUGCCCGGAGCCAUCGAUGGAAUCCUCUUCUAUAUCACGCCCAACUUCGAGAAGCUCAAGGAAUCAGAGGUGUGGUUGGAUGCUGCCACUCAGAUAUUUUUCUCCUAUGGGCUGGGGCUGGGAUCACUGAUUGCUCUGGGAAGCUACAACCCAUUCAAUAAUAAUGUUUACAGAGAUUCUGUCAUUGUGUGCUGCAUCAACUCGUUCACCAGCAUGUUCGCUGGCUUAGUCAUCUUCUCCAUUGUGGGCUUCAUGGCCAACGUGACUAAGAGGCCUAUAAUAGAAGUAGCAGCCUCAGGUCCUGGCUUGGCGUUCUUGGCCUACCCUGAGGCAGUAACCCAGCUGCCGAUCUCUCCUCUCUGGGCGAUCCUCUUCUUCUCCAUGUUGCUGAUGCUUGGAAUCGACAGUCAGUUCUGUACGGUGGAGGGGUUCAUCACUGCGUUGGUGGAUGAAUUCCCCAGAGCUCUGAGAGGAAGAAGAGAACUCUUCAUCGCUGCCGUCUGCCUGGUCUCUUAUAUCAUCGGCCUGUCCAACAUCACACAGGUACAGUACACACACACACAGGAUGAUAUACAAAACAACACUACAAACAAUAGAAAACAUGGUCUGACACCACUGGGUUUGACUGACACCCUCUCAGUGGGCAAAACUGGUCGAAAAGACGUCAGGCUUCGACCAAAUAACAACCGAAGCUAUCGUCGUCGAUGUCGUCAUGAAAAUACGUCUUUAUCUGGUUGUCAUCUCGACAUUGCUUCAGCCAGAAAACCCCAAUUUCAACCAGAAAAGGACGUCCCUCUAAUGUCCCAUGCCAGAUAUUGCCAGCUGAGACUAGACUUUGGGUGUAUUGUAUGA
This is a messenger RNA of Oncorhynchus mykiss (rainbow trout), 2210 nucleotides long. The record is from RefSeq and is a predicted model, not a curated record. NCBI's taxonomy places the organism in Eukaryota, Metazoa, Chordata, Actinopteri, Salmoniformes, Salmonidae.